This is a messenger RNA of Engraulis encrasicolus (European anchovy), 2098 nucleotides long. RefSeq lists its product as uncharacterized. The record is from RefSeq and is a predicted model, not a curated record. The transcript is spliced from 4 exons. The coding region runs from base 109 to 930 and encodes 273 amino acids. NCBI's taxonomy places the organism in Eukaryota, Metazoa, Chordata, Actinopteri, Clupeiformes, Engraulidae.
AUAGAGCGUCUCCGGCACGUGGUGUGCAAAUUCAGGAGGACUGUCGCAAAGGAUUUUGAGGAAAUAUUUGGUUGCUUAAUUUUUAGGUUAAAUUUCGUCACUUGCAAAAUGGGUAGGCAGACAACCCCAAGUGGAGAGAAAAUACCCUCAGAGAUGCCCCAGGCUGCGUUGUGUUUUGACAAAGUCACAGACCAGGACCCAGGGUCGGGGUCAGGGAUCCAAACUCGAAGAAAACGACGAUCUCGACGGAGAGGCAGGGGGAAACGUUCUGUUGACGUUAAUGGAAAUGUCAUAGGAAAUCAUGACUUGGACUGGGACAAGGAGUCCUUUGAGAAGACAAGUCGGGACAUUGGAGAGCAGAAAGGACGCCAUCAGAUGGGCCAUCGUGGUGGAGCCCAGUCAAAGUUGCCGCCCAGUCCAAGCAGCCAGCACCAACGAAAACGCCCAGUUGCAGCCCCGUCAAAACCACCAGCACCAAAGGAGCCCACUGACCACACGAGUGCCCAGCAGACCAACCACGUGUCCCAGCCUAACGACUCCGACACCACACACCGCAGAAGACCUCGAAGGUUUCUCAACAAACCUUUCAAAUGGCCAAAGAAGAGGAACCCCAGCUACGCGGUGGAGGAUGAGAUGGCCUACCUGGCGCUGCUGGAGCCCCAGAAGCCCGUGGAGAGGGAGGACUGGGAGGAGGAGCUCAGGGGACUGGCCAUGCCGAUCGCCGGCUGCCCCUACGAUUUCGAGGACGUCAUCGAUAUGUCCACGAUUUUCCCCCGCAAAGUGCCGACCAACUGUCUUACCCAGCUGGCCCCCUACGUCCCCAGCGAGCACCACUCGGCCCCCGUCAAGUGGCAGAAGAAGCUCCCUCCACCUCCGGUCAACGGGCAGUUCUCUGACGCGGAGGAGGAGGUGGAGGAGGAGGAGGUGUGAUGAUGUGCCAGACAGCCUGGGGUGCAGUUCUCGAAACCAUAGUUGUUAAUUAUGUUAGCUACUUUGUUGUUUGCAAUGCAAUUUCCCCUAGACAACUACCCAAGUUGCUAACUGGCUAACAACUAUGCUUUCGAGAAACGCACCCCGAGUUUGCUAGGCACAGGCAUACUGAGGCAACCUGGAUGUUUUGUUUUAUUAUCAUGUGUUCAGAAGCUACGAUCAAGUGCCACAUAUUCCAAAUGACCCAUCCAAUGUAUUCUAGUGCCUGUCCAAAUGCCCUAAUUGUACAGCUAAAACCAGGUCAUUUGGAAUAUAUGGCAUGGAUGUUUCCAGUGUGACUUGUUCCAAAUGACCUUGUUUUUAUCUGCCCAAAGGCCUCAAUAGGGAGUGUAAGUCAUGUCCCACCACACCGAAUGAGGAGUCCAGAAAAGGUUUAUUUUUUUUCCGAGCGCUAUCAUCAACAUUGGCUAUUUAUUAUGAUCUUUGUCAAUUUUUGUCAUUAGCCAGGCAACCUGGUUUCGCUUGGCGUGGCUGCGGUGCAGGGGCAAUCCAGAUGGUGUUUUCAGCAUGUAUUCAGAACCCCAUCAGCUGUUUUUUUGGAGGGGGCCUGACAUGCAUAUAGACUCCCCAUUGGACUUGUAAAACCUGGUAAUUUGGAAUAUGUGGCACUGGAUUAUAACUAAUGAGUCCAGGUUGCCCACCACUGCACUUCAGGGGAGGGCGGGUGUCUUGAAAGUUGUGUGUGGGUCAUAUUAGGAAGUUCUAGAUGAUUUUUCCCUGUUUGUUCGGCUGACGGAGUGUAUGUCUGUCAGUUACUCAGUCAUGGAAUUAGUGAAGUGGUUAUUUUUGUCCAAAAAAAAGUCAUGGAAAAGAAAGAGAAAGUAUUUGUUUAAUGUUAUUUUAAAUUCUAUCAAAUCAAUUGACGUUUUACGUGAGCAUACCAUUAUGUACUACAUUACCUAGACCUUUUAUUUUAUCAUGUAUUUUAUUAUUAAUUGACUUGAGUUUAACAUCGCACUCGAGUUUCACAUCACAAUAUUAACUAAAAAAAAAAAGUUUUGAUUCAAUUAUCGAUCACAUAUUUUUGGCAAAAUAGGUACACUCGAGGCAGAGUGCGUUUUACAAGUUAUAACACAUCAGCCUUUAAGUUUUGGUUCCUUCAUGUAAA